Molecule: messenger RNA, 1073 nt
Organism: Anolis carolinensis (green anole)
Lineage: Eukaryota; Metazoa; Chordata; Lepidosauria; Squamata; Anolidae
Product: lysozyme C, milk isozyme
Exons: 4
Coding region: 246-743 (165 amino acids)
Molecular function (GO): lysozyme activity
Source: RefSeq, a predicted model, not a curated record
GGUCAUCUGUCGGGAGGGGUCGGAUGGUGUCUAACUUGAUGGAACGAGGGGGUAGGACCGGAUGGCCUUUGGAGUACCUCCCAGCUUGAGGACUGAUCCUUCUGCACACUCAGCCCCCGUACUCUCUAUCUCUCUCUUGCUGUUUUCUUGCUCUGGGAAUUGGCCCGUUUCCCUGUGUGGUCCUCCCACAUUGGGCUCCUUGGAGAUAAAAAGCAGAUCGCUGCAAAGGGAAGGAGGCCGGAGCAAUGAAGCUUUUCCCUUUGGUGGUUCUCUUUCACUUCGCUGCAACAGGGACAAAAGGCAAGAUUUUCUCAAGAUGCCAUUUGGCCCAUAUUCUGCAAGAUGCCAAGGUGGAGGGAUACGAGGGCCUCGGCGUGGCUGACUGGGUCUGUUUUGCUACUCAUGCAAGUAAGCUGGAUAGCGCAGAAAUCCUUUCAUUUACAGGACCGCACAGGAAUUAUGGGAUUUUCAAACUGAGCAACACAGAUCAUUGCCAGGAUAAUUCCAGAGAAUCAUAUACAAAUCUCUGCCAAACCUGCUGCACUUAUUUCGUAAACGAAGACCUAUCAGAUGAUAUUCAAUGUCUUAAAAUGCACAUCAAGAACAAAGGGCUGGAUUCUUGGACUGCUUGGAGAUCAAACUGUGAAGGCAAAAACAAUUGGGACUAUGUCAAGGAUUGUGGGCUCCCGGUUCCCAAAAAUGACACCAGACCUGAUGCCAGUCUGGAGAAAGAAAAAGAAUGAAAAUAUUAGUUUAACUAUGAAAGAACCAUGAAAGAAAUACAAGUAAGAAAAUCGAAGGGCAGUAGAGAACAAAAGCAACUUCAAGCAGACUCAAAAUCCUGACGAAAGAGACAGGAAGUCAGCCAACAACCCCAUCCCCCCCCCCCCAUACACACACACAUUUCCCCCAUCUCCCAACUUUCCUCUUUUUUCUUAUCCCUUCUGUUUUUUUCUUAACCCUUCACUCUUUUUCCUAAAUGUCUAAUUUUAUGAGGGUUCAAUGAAAAGUAAUGGCUCCACCUUCGUUACUUGGGUUUGGAUGGGAAUAUUUUAAUAAACAUAUAAAGAAUC